AGUAAUAAUAUAUAUAUCCAAUUUAUAAUUUUUCCCCAAAAAACUUUUAUAAUUUCCUUUUGUUUCAACUUGAGUUGAACAAAAUCUCCAUUGACCGGCGAAUCUCCCGGCGAUCUCUUUCUCCGGCGAAAUCGAAUUUCAGAAAUCGCAGGUAAGAAUGGCAGAGCAGAAGAAGCAGAAAGUGGGAUCUAAAAAAGUGAAUCAGCUUCGUCCGUUAGAUUUUGGGGUUAAUAUAACUGUGAAGGUGAUUAGUAAGAAGCUAAUUGCACAGAGAAAUCGUAUUGCUGAAUGUUUGGUUGGUGAUGAAACUGGAAUUAUUAUCUUUACUGCCCGCAAUGAUCAAGUGGAUUUAAUUCAAGACGGUUCAACACUAGUGCUGACAAAAGCUAAAGUUGACAUGUUCAAAGGAUCGAUGAGACUUGCUGUUGACAGAUUUGGACGUAUUGAAAUUGGUGCACCAGCCAGUUUCUCAGUGGAGCAAGAUAUUAACAUGUCCUUGAUUGAGUUUGAACGUGUAGACGUUGUUGUGUAAGCAACCAUUUUCCUCAAAAAGGUAACAAAAGCUUUGAAUACAAAGCUUAAUUCUAUCUCUUAGGUACUUUUCCCUUGCAUUUCUGGAAGAGAAAGACUAAGACACUUAUUCCCAAAGUAAAACUUUUUUGUAGUAUUGAAGAGGAACAAGCUAUUAAUUCCUGUUUACUUAUUAAUGUGUUGGAUAAUCCAUGACUUAAGAACUUACAAAAAGUGUUCUAUAGAUAUGUUUUGUUGGAUAA
Molecule: messenger RNA, 773 nt
Organism: Solanum lycopersicum (tomato)
Lineage: Eukaryota; Viridiplantae; Streptophyta; Magnoliopsida; Solanales; Solanaceae
Source: RefSeq, a predicted model, not a curated record